Lingula anatina is the source of this 846-nucleotide messenger RNA. RefSeq lists its product as uncharacterized. The record is from RefSeq and is a predicted model, not a curated record. NCBI's taxonomy places the organism in Eukaryota, Metazoa, Brachiopoda, Lingulata, Lingulida, Lingulidae.
CAGCAAGGUAAACCAAAUGGGCCAUCAGCCAACAACAAGCACGCAAGCAAUGAUAAUUCAUUUUUCGGGCUGCUAAAAAACCUGAGCUUUUCUUUUCCUCGUAAUCAUUCACCGCAUAGGAAAGAAUCAUCCAAUACGCGACAAACACGAUUCUAUAAAAAGCUAUUUACAGUAACGUGGCCCGCAUUCGCUUUUAAUAGAACUCCACGGUACCUGAAAAGAUCCAAGUCCAUUCUUCCUUCCGUAACCAUCAAGAUUCCACAAUGUGGAAGGUUGCGUUUAUUCUCAUGGUGGCGGCUUUGCCGAUCAUGUCGCAAGAGUCUUUCAGCUAUUCCUUCAGCACUGACGCUGAGGGGAAUGUUGUGAGUUCAAGUUCUAGCAGCGAUGGUACCAGGGGUGCGGCCGGAGGGGGUGGAGGCGGUGCCCCGCCGCCUAGAGGAGACGGCGUCGGCACCCUGAGCGCCCGACGGGGUCCUGGCGAUCCUAUCAUCAUAGAUAACGGGCAACCUCCAGGAGGAGACGGCGGAGGCCCAGGGCAAGGAGGCAGCGGUGGUGGUGGCGGUGGCGGUGGCGGCGGCGGCGGUGGGCGUGGCGGCAGCGGUGGUAGCGGCGGUAGCGGUUUUGGAGCUGGAUUUGGUCAAGGAGGCGGAAGCGGCGGCGGCGGUGGCGGCGGCGGUGGCGGUGGCGGUGGCGGCCAAGGUGGCAGUUAUGUUGGCAACGGUGGAGCACCCCCGGGCUUUACCUCCCCCGAGGACAUUGCCCGGUGGGUUGGUAACAAUCUGCAGAGACUUGCACAGAAUGUUGGACGUUAGACUGAAUGACACCAUCUCCACCUAUCGGCCAUUA